Pseudozyma hubeiensis SY62 is the source of this 1677-nucleotide messenger RNA. RefSeq lists its product as hypothetical. Gene Ontology annotation, molecular function: chromatin binding. Gene Ontology annotation, cellular component: nucleus. NCBI's taxonomy places the organism in Eukaryota, Fungi, Basidiomycota, Ustilaginomycetes, Ustilaginales, Ustilaginaceae. The record is from RefSeq and is a predicted model, not a curated record. Gene Ontology annotation, biological process: regulation of gene expression. The transcript has a single exon. Bases 1 to 1677 code for a protein of 558 amino acids.
AUGCCCACACUGGCGGAGCGUCUCGGCUCGGAUUCGGGUCCAUCAUCCCAUGACCGAGAGCAAGAAUUGCGGUCUCGGUUGCUGGCUUCCAAGCAAAAGUUUCGCGAUGCUCCCAGGGACGAGGUGGGCAUCGAUCAGGACAAAAGCGCUGACCGCGAGCUGUUCCUCGGCAAUCGCUCCCGCUCCAAUUCUCCGCAUCAUGACAGGCAACGCAGCCGAAGCCCCAGGCAGCGACGUGGCUCACCGUCGUACGAGAGCCAAGCUUCAACAUCUGCGGCACCCAUGCCGCCUCCGGGUCCACCUCCACCACGCCCGUACACUCAUCCGGAUCGACGUCCGCCCAGGCCGCAGGCCGACAGAUGGGUACCACCGCCGCGUGAAGAAUCAAACAAUGACCGACCACCGCGUCCAUACGAUCGGCGUCGAGAUGACGAUCGCUGGCAGGCAGACGAUCGUCGCGGAAAUCGAGGCGACUCGGGCAGAGCGUGGGGUCCAUCGCACUCCGGCGGCCGCGGUAGAUACUUUGAUGGCAACGAUGGAAAGGGUACAAACGAAGAAGACGGCAGCGGCUCCUCCGAAUACGGCGCUGCACAGUGGAAGCGUCUUCCCCGUGACCCGUACGCCUCGUCCAUGUCAUCCGGCGCCAAUCCAGGCAGCGGUGACGGCGGCUUCUUCAGCUCGCGCAACGAGCAACGUAAGAACUCGACCGUCUCCAUCUGGCCUCCAAGCCCACCUCAUCCCACGCUAGAUAGCGACGAAGAGCGCGAGAAGCGCAAACGACAUCAUCGCGAGAGCAGCAGUAGGCACAAGGACAAGGACAGGCAUGACAGGAAACGCAGCAGCAGCGAAAAGCACCACUCGUCGUCUCGAAGCCAUCGUUCGAGCUCCAGCAGACACCACAGCCAUUCCAGCAGGCACAGAGAUGACGACAGAGACUCCAGGCAUCGUCACUCGCGGUCAUCGAGACCUCACCGCCAUCGUGACGACGAUGAGCGUGACGACGUGUACGAAAAGAGGAGAAGCUCGAAACGAUCACGAUCGAAGCUGUCUGAUGAAAGCGGGCCCGAUGGCUCUGAUUCCGAGAAGAGUUCCGAUGCGGACGUGAAAUCAUCACGUCGCCAUCACAGUCGUCACAAAUCCAGCCGUUCCAGCACACGUGGUCGACGUGACUCUGAAACACGACACAGAAGCAGUCGUCAUCGUUCAGCAUCACAGUCCGACACCCGUUCCGAACAAGACAAUAAAUCCACAUCCCGCCGCAACUCGACUGCAUCCUCGGCAGGAGAUUCAGACGCCGAAGUCGGGCCCGCUCUUCCCACCGUCACUGCCGAUGGCAAGCCUGUCGAUCCGCGUGCUUACGGUGGAGCGCUGCUUCCCGGUGAAGGCUCGGCUAUGGCAUCCUACGUUCAGGACGGCAAACGUAUCCCACGACGUGGAGAGAUUGGCCUCAGUUCCGAUCAGAUCGAAGCCUACGAGAAAGCCGGUUACGUCAUGAGCGGAAGUCGACACCAUCGUAUGAACGCCGUUAGGAUGCGAAAGGAGAACCAGGUCAUCUCGGCGGAGGAAAAGAGGACCAUGUUGAGGUUGCAGGCCGAAGAGAAGGCCAAGAAGGAGAGGGAGAUUGUUUCGCAGUUCAAGGAGUUGGUUGAUACACUGCAGCCUUCGAGCGCUAAAUGA